Dromiciops gliroides (monito del monte) is the source of this 2396-nucleotide messenger RNA. RefSeq names its product major facilitator superfamily domain containing 13A (gene SLC68A1). The transcript has 9 exons. The record is from RefSeq and is a predicted model, not a curated record. Lineage: Eukaryota; Metazoa; Chordata; Mammalia; Microbiotheria; Microbiotheriidae. The coding region runs from base 200 to 1738 and encodes 512 amino acids.
GUGGGGGGCGGCUGCGCGCAGGCGCUCUGCCCCCGCAGCCUCUGCCUGCCUUCCCCCCCCCCCCCCACCUCCCCGACCCCUCGAGCCAUCUGAUGAGAUCGGCAUAGCCGAGGGGGCAAGGAUGCUCUGGCCCUGGAAAGGGAGUAAGGAGGCAGGCACACUGGCAUCCCUGAUCCACUGAGGCCUGGGGCCCUGGGCCAUGGCAGGUCAGCUCCUGGCCUGGCUCUCCAGGCUGCCCACAGCUGUGGUCUAUGGUUCCUUGUCACUCUUUGUCUCCAUUCUACACAAUGUGUUCCUGCUGUACUACGUGGACACGUUUGUUUCAGUGUACAAGAUUGACAAGCUGGCCUUCUGGGUUGGAGAGACGGUGUUUCUCCUCUGGAACAGUCUCAAUGACCCUCUCUUCGGCUGGCUCAGUGACCGUGUCUUCCUCAGCUCUGCACCCAGGGCAGGGGCUUCCAUCCCAUCCCAGGAUGUGGUUCUGACGAGGCUUCGGGCUCUCAGCCGGCAUGGGCCGCUGCUGGCUCUCUCCUUCCUGGCGUUCUGGGUGCGAUGGGCCCCCACGGGCAUGCAGUUCUUGCUUUGUUUGUGUCUCUAUGAUGGCUUCCUGACACUGGUGGACCUCAAUCACCAUGCUUUACUGGCUGACCUGGCUCUGUCUGCCCACGGCCGAACACACCUCAAUUUCUACUGCUCCCUGUUCAGUGCAGCUGGCUCCCUCUCCGUCUUUGCCUCCUACACUGUGUGGAACAAGGAAGACUUCUCUUCCUUUCGUGCCUUCUGUGUGGUUCUGGCUGUCUGCUCUGGGCUUGGCUUUACUGGAGCCACGUGGCUAUUGAGGCAGCGGUUUGAGACAGAGGGGAGGACACUGGGGGCCCUGCAUUCAGUCUCAGAAGGCCCGGAUGUGGAGAAAUCAUCAGCAAAUGAGGAGGAAAAGAGGGUCACAUUGGGCGAGUAUCUGCAGCAGCUGGCACGCCACCGAAACUUCCUCUGGUUCGUAGGCAUGAACUUGGUGCAGGUCUUCCACUGCCACUUCAACAGCAACUUCUUCCCCCUCUUCCUGGAGCACCUGCUGUCGGACCAGAUCUCUCUCUCCACAGGCUCCUUUCUGCUGGGGGUCUCCUACAUCGCUCCUCAUCUCAACAACCUUUACUUCCUGGCACUGUGCCGAAGGUGGGGUGUUUACGCAGUGGUCCGAGCGCUCUUCCUUCUCAAGCUGGGCCUCAGCCUUCUCAUGUUGCUGGCUGGACCAGACCACCUCCACCUCCUUUGCAUCUUCAUUGCCAGCAACCGUGUAUUCACAGAGGGCACCUGUAAGCUGCUGACCCUGGUGGUCACAGACCUGGUGGAUGAGGACUUGGUGCUAAACCGCCGGAAGCAGGCUGCUUCAGCACUUCUCUUUGGGAUGGUGGCCUUGGUGACCAAGCCUGGCCAGACCUUUGCCCCACUGCUGGGCACUUGGCUGCUUUGCUUCUAUACUGGUCAUGACCUUUUCCAGCAGCCCUUGCUGACCCCAGUGGGCAGUGCAAGGCCUUGGUUGGACCCCCCUGCUCCACCUCGGGCAUCAUCAUUACGUCAAGGAUGCUUCUACUUGCUCGUGCUGGUGCCCAUCAUGUGUGCGCUGCUGCAGCUGAUCACUUGGUCCCAGUUCACCUUGCAUGGGAGGCGCCUCCACAUGGUCAAGGCCCAACGCCAGAGUCUGUCCAAGCCCUGGGCUCUGGAUGUUAAGACCGUCUGAGGGGACUCAGAGGAAGGCAGACUAUGGUGCUGGGUGCUCAACUACUCUUACCUGAGCCGGGAGCCGGGCACCUCCUCAUUCAGGCUCUCCUCUGGCCUUGUUUCUCAGGUACAGCAGGAAGUAACACAGUUGGGGAACAAAACCUCUAGGGUUUUCCCUUGGACGCAGAUGCUGAGGUCACAAUUCUCCAUCCUUCCUCUCAACUCCUGGCAGUUAACUCAGGGUGAAGGCUAUGAAGUGGGUCCUUAGAAUAUGGCCACCAGCUGCUUUAAGCAGCUGAAAAGCAUCAGGAAUUGGGGAGGACUGAGUGGGGGAGGAUUGCACUCCCUGCCCCACCCCCCAGUCUGUGCCCACCAUAUACACUGAAUGGAGCACUCUACUGAAAGCAGGCCCUGUCCAAAGCUUGGCUUGGCCUGACUGCCUGGACAGAGGCUGCAGGGGGAGGAGCUGUUCUCUGUAUGGACAAUCUGGUUGAGGAUGUGCAGUGGGCCUACAUGACUCCCAGAGCUUGGCCUGUGACUGAAAGUCAAGGUGGUGGCACUUUGUGGGCACCUCCCUUCCCCAAACUCUUGCCAUUUCGGAUCCUCUCUACUUUGUGCUCCACUUACCCCAGGGAUGGGCUCAUUUUGCAGGGACUCAUUAAAGCCAGUAAAUCAUU